UCUGUGAAAAAAAAAUCAUUGAAAUUAAUCUGUAUAUGUUGGGCACAAUGGCUGGAGGAGCUGCAGAUUGUUAAAAAUGGGAGUUCUAUCGCCAAGAUGUCCAGUACAUUGUUAAAAAUGGGAAAGCUCUUAUAAUAAACGAGUUGACGGGGAGAGUGGAAGAAAAAAGACGAUGGUCAGAGGGGAUUCACCUGGCUGUGGAGGCAAAAGAAGGGUUACCAAUCCAGGCUGAUUCAGUUGUAGUGGCACAAAUCACAUACCAAUCAAUGUUUAAGCUUUAUCCAAAGCUUUCAGGGAUGACAGGAACUGCAAAAACUGAAGAAAAGGACUUCUUGAAAAUGUUCCAGAUGCCUGUUAUUGAAGUUCCCACAAAUAUGGCAAAUAUUCGUCAUGAUUUACCUAUCCAAGCUUUUGCAAAUGCUCGUGGUAAAUGGGAAUAUGUUCGUGCAGAAGUUGAAAGCAUGUUCAGAGUUGGUCGUCCUGUUUUAGUGGGGACCACGAGUGUCGAGAACUCAGAAUAUCUGUCUGCUUUGCUGAGGGCUAGCAAGAUUCCCCACAAUGUCCUCAAUGCACGACCAAAGGUUUGUUGUCUACUUUUUGUAGGAUUUAUCAAUGAAAAUAGAUAGGAUUUUGGGUUAACCAUGUAUGUAACAUGGCGACUUGAUUAUUGUUUUCAGUACAAUGUCUUGAUACGAAAAAAAAACUAAGAGUAGGAUGCUGGUAAUUAGAACUAGGUAGCUAUUCUUUCAUUUGGCCCUAAUGCUAAUGUGAAUGAUAUAUGGUUUUGGGUAAAUAACGCAGCUAAAUACGUGGGCAAAAGUGAGAACAAGAGUUGGACAUAUGAGAAGGCAAAAUCUAUAAUUUCAGAGUCAAUUGAAAUGAGCCAGUCAAUGGGUUUAGAUGAACUGCAAAGGCUUGUGGAAGAACAGGCAGAGAUGUACCCUCUUGGUCCUUGCAUUGCAAUUGCCUAUUUAUCGGUUCUAAAGGACUGUGAGAUUCAUUGCUUUCAUGAAGGAUUGGAAGUCAAACGACUUGGUGGUCUCCAUGUCAUUGGGACAUCUUUGCAUGAGUCCCGAAGAAUUGAUAAUCAUGUAACUUUGCAUCAGUAUUGUGUUUUAAGGUUUUACAUAAAUUUAGCAUAUACUUUCAGACUCACUUUUUUAAUUUAUUUCUUGCUUUACAAAGCUUCGUGACAGAGCAGGAAGGC
Lactuca sativa (garden lettuce) is the source of this 1207-nucleotide messenger RNA. The record is from RefSeq and is a predicted model, not a curated record. Lineage: Eukaryota; Viridiplantae; Streptophyta; Magnoliopsida; Asterales; Asteraceae.